CGAACAGCCGCCGCGAUGACUUCCUACCAGUCCUCAAACUUCCGCAGGAGCCAGCAGCCAAACGACAGCGCUGUGCCAGACGCAAAGUACAAGACGCAAGUGAACACGCUCCAGGAGCUUUUCCCCUCUUGGUCCAACGAAGACCUUCAAUCUGUCCUCACCGAAGUCGGAGGAGAUGUACAAGUAGCAGCGACGAGGAUAACAGAGGGCCAAGUAGAGCAAUGGGGCGCCGUCACUCGCAAAAAGGACAAGAAAGCACCGGGGCAUGCCUCGAAGGACUCCCUCUCAACUACUGAGCGCGGCGGCUCGAGGGGUGCCCGAGGCGGUCGUGGCGGCAGAGGCGGUCCUGGACGCGGUGGGGCCGCUGGAGGGCGCGGCUUUGGCGCACGCGGUGGCCAUCGCGACUCUAUUCCGCGUGCCCAACACGCUCCCGCCCCCGCUCCUGCCGCCGCACAACAGUCUACUUCCGACGCUCCCACCCAGAACGGCACAAACGGCGUCACGCCGGACGCCACUCCCGCUCCUGCUUGGGGUGACUCUGCUCCAGACCAGGAAGGUCCGGGCUGGGCAUCGGCGACAGAGACAGAGACGACGAAAGCGCCCUCGACCAACUGGGCAGAAACACCUUCUGCCUCUGCUUGGGGUGCAGACACGACGGUGAACGGUUCAGCUGCCGCCAGCCCCUCCGUGCAGUCAAAGUCACUCGCUCCCAAACCUGCAGCCAAGACACCGGCAACGUCGAAGCUGUCUUGGGCUCAAAUCGCACGCGCCCCAGAAAAACCCGCUCCUACACCCGCUCCUGUUGUACCGCCUCCUGCCCCUCAACCCGCUGCACCUGCACCCGCUCCUACGCAAGAACCUACACCUCCUCCCGAACCCGAGCCAGAACUUCAACCCGAAGUAUCCCCCGAACAGCCACAAGAGAACGGAUGGGAAGAACCCACAACUGCUGAUCAACCUCCCUCCUGGGACGACGAACCCCAGACAAAACCCUCCAUCACCGCCACCGAACCAUGGGCCACCUCCGCCGAGCCCGAGCCUGUCGAAGAGGUACACGUCAAGGAAGAGGACUUCCAACCAGAAGUCGAACCUACACCUGCUCCCGAGCCCGCACCAGUUGAGCCACCGGCCCCUGCCCAGCCAACGCCGAAGGAGCCGGAGCCUGUGGCGAAGCAUAUUGCGCCCGCCGUGCAGAUCCGACCGACGUCUGCUGCUCACAGGCACAGUGCAAGGUUCAAGAACACAGAUCAGCCCGUCAUCAUGCCCAACAACUUCGGCGCUGGACUCGAGAAGAUAGGUAUGCAAUUCGGCAGUCUCAGCCUUGGUGGCGAAGACUUGGACUCGCAACCCGAGCCAACACCUGCUCCCGAGCCAGCUCCUCAACCCGCAGAGUCGCCCGUCGCUCCCGCCGCCGUCCCCGAACCCCAACAACUCCCUCCCCAAGCUGCUGCCCUCGUCUCGCCACCAGAACCCUCCGUCCCUGCUCCCUCUGUUUCUCCCUCCGUUCAAGCAUCGCUUCAUUCAGCUCCGACCAUGUUCUCCCAGUCCCUUUCGUCGCACUCCAAUCUCCAAUCCUCCAUCACACAUCCCAACAUCCCUUCCCAACCUCCUUCGUUGCCAUCUCCGGCUGCUAUUCCUUCACCUAUUACUAUGUAUCAGCAGCAGCAACAACAGCAACCCACCCACUCUCCCCAAUCCCUCGGUGGGCACCACCAACAACAGCAGGCUCCUCAACCUCAACAACCGCAGCAGCACCAGACUCCUGCUCAAUCUCACAUCCAGCCGCAGCAGCAACAGCAGCUCCACAAUCAAUACACCCAGCACGGUCUCCCUACGCAUCUCGACCCCUCGCAGAACCAAGUCCAGCACUCGCCGCACUUGGCUCAUACUCAACAGCCUCAGCCUCAACAGCAGACGAUGGCCAGCCAGCAUCCGUACUACCAGAGACAGACCGAACCUCCGUACUUCCAUACUGCGACGCCGCCGGCGGGUCAGGGGCAAGAGGGCACGUAUGGCGCGUUUGGACAGUUGGGUGGACAAGUCCACCAGAGUCAGGGAUCGCAUCUGGGUGGGUAUGGAGGUGCGGACUAUGGCUAUGACAACCAGAGGGGUUUCUACGACUCGUAUGGUCAGCAGCAGUCUGGUUUCAGCCAGCGUGGUGUUUUGCACGACGACGUCAAGAGUCUUCCAGGCCUCCAACAACAGAGCAACCCGCCCUCUGCUGGUCUCCCACCUGCUUCCACUGCCUCGUCGCAGCACCCUCAGUCCGCCGCCGCGACCGCAUCCGCUGCCGCCCAGUCUCAACCUGGCUCUCAAGGCCCUCCUCAAUCCUAUGGAGCUCCUCCUCCCAUGAACCCCUACUACCACCAGUCUCCUUACCCCACCAGCUACGGCUACCCCUCGGCCUACAACUACGGACAGUACAACAUUGCGCCUCAGCCUGCAUUCGUCAAGUACCCCAUUUUCCCCGCUGGUGGUCCUCCCGGAGGCCCUGGCUCCGCACCUUCUCCCGCCCAGAAACAGGGCCCGAGCGCCGUUAGCGUCGGUGCCCAGAGCAACCCCUAUGGUGGAUAUCUUACGCAGCAGCAGCAGAGCUACGAGGAUAUUGGCGCUGGAUAUGGACACCCACAAGCGCACCAACACGGACACGGACAGGCGGGAAGUGGCUUGCCCGGCGGUGACUAUGGGAAGCAGUUGUAUGGCGCGCAGGCUAUGCAAGGAUUCAUGGGUGGCGCUGGAGGUGCCGGUGGCGUAGGUGGAGGCGCGGGUGCUAGUGCCGGUGCGUCGGCCCCUGGACAGGCGCUCGGAAGAGGGCAGGCAGCAGGUGGUGCUUCGCCCGAGAACGCGUACAAGUCGUACGGUGGUGGACAGGGCGUCAAGGACGUCGGCGUUGGUGUCGGUCAGGGUGCUGGAGGUGCUGGUAUGGGCGGAAGCGGGAUUGGCAGUGCUGCCGGCAUGGGCGGUGUCGGACAGGCCGGUGGCCCGCAGGGCAGGGGCGGACAGCAGCCUCAGCAGCCUGGUGCUGCUGGUGGAGGGUUCUAUGGAGCGGGGAGGUUUGCCGGACAGGUACAGGGUGCCCAGGGUGGACAGAACACCCACCAGCAGCAUCAGGGUCCGGCUGCUCAUCACCAGAUGGGGUACCAACACCAGCAGGGCGCUUCGGACGGGGGUUCUCCAUUCUAUGGUUACCAGCCUAGGGCGGGGUAUUGGCAGUGAUCGGUUGAUGACUGCAUAAAAGCUGGGUUUCGCUUUCUCUUAUUGCUCUGAGUCUGAGUCUGUUUUUCCUGUUCCGGUUGCCCGUACGACUAGUUUGGACGAUAUGUCGAUGUGCUGUUAAUCGUGUCCAUGAUGCUCCUUGCAAUGCUCGUCCCGUCUUUCAUACUCUGUUUGCGUUACUUGUAGUGUCUGUCGCUCAAUCAUUUUUUUCUUGUCUCCUCCAUCUCAUCUCUCCUCCAUGUCUUUCUGUGACCUGUCUUGCAUCUCAUUUUUUUCUCUUUCUUGCCCGCCUCACUGUUUGCACCUCUUUUUUUUUUAGUUUUUAUGUCUUCGUUUGCAUCGCCCUCCACCUCUCUCGUCAAUCCCCUGCACGCACGCACGCAUAUCAGUUUCCCAAGUUGUACGUCUAAUGCAUCUGCCGAUUCAGACUCGAGCGUUUUCCUCCAUCCUUCGAAUGGUAUGACAAUCGAGUACACGAGUUU
This is a messenger RNA of Stereum hirsutum FP-91666 SS1, 3698 nucleotides long. RefSeq lists its product as uncharacterized. Bases 16 to 3216 code for a protein of 1066 amino acids. Gene Ontology annotation, cellular component: cytoplasm; nucleus. The transcript has 6 exons. Lineage: Eukaryota; Fungi; Basidiomycota; Agaricomycetes; Russulales; Stereaceae. The record is from RefSeq and is a predicted model, not a curated record. Gene Ontology annotation, molecular function: ubiquitin binding.